This is a messenger RNA of Culex quinquefasciatus (southern house mosquito), 621 nucleotides long. RefSeq names its product endochitinase At2g43610-like. Gene Ontology annotation, molecular function: chitinase activity. The coding region runs from base 34 to 576 and encodes 180 amino acids. The record is from RefSeq and is a predicted model, not a curated record. The transcript has a single exon. Gene Ontology annotation, biological process: chitin catabolic process; cell wall macromolecule catabolic process. Lineage: Eukaryota; Metazoa; Arthropoda; Insecta; Diptera; Culicidae.
UCAGCCGUAAGCUUGCUUAGUUUCUCCCCGACCAUGGCGCUGGACGAGUCGGAACUGCACCAGAUCGUGAACGAUUGCGGGUACGGACCGCUGGUCGGUGACCUGGCCGCGAUGAUCCUCCGCCAGACGAACGAGCUCACCGCGGAUCGUAACGAGGCGGCCAUGUUCCUGGCGCAGCUCAUCCUCGAGAGCGGCGGUUUCCUGUACCGGGAGGAGAUUGGCGGUGCCAAGCAGCGUUACGCGCCGUACCAUGGCCGUGGGUACAUCCAGCUGACCUGGGAACCGAACUACCGGGCGGCCUCGCUGGACCUGUUCGGGGACGAGCGGCUGGUUCGCGAUCCGGACGCGGUUUCGCGGAAUCCGGACCUGUCGAUGCAGGUAUCGGUUUGGUUCUGGAAGAAGCACGUGCGACCUGGGGGAGGGCCGGCUCAGAACAACUUUGGACUGACUACGAAGGCCAUCAACGGAGGACUGCCCGGGGGAUCCAACAACAAGAGUUCCCGCAAGCGGUACGAUUUCUACAAGAAGGCUGCGGCCGUGUUGGGCGUUCGUACGCUGGCCAGUGAAGAGUGGUGAAUAGGGGUUGUUCUACGAGUUUCAAAUAUACUGUGACAACUUAAA